This is a messenger RNA of Neoarius graeffei (lesser salmon catfish), 3903 nucleotides long. It is a transcript of the gene ngly1, whose product is annotated as N-glycanase 1. Bases 164 to 2074 code for a protein of 636 amino acids. The transcript is spliced from 12 exons. Gene Ontology annotation, molecular function: peptide-N4-(N-acetyl-beta-glucosaminyl)asparagine amidase activity. The record is from RefSeq and is a predicted model, not a curated record. NCBI's taxonomy places the organism in Eukaryota, Metazoa, Chordata, Actinopteri, Siluriformes, Ariidae. Gene Ontology annotation, biological process: protein deglycosylation; glycoprotein catabolic process; protein quality control for misfolded or incompletely synthesized proteins. Gene Ontology annotation, cellular component: cytosol; cytoplasm; nucleus.
CCUGAAUUUGAAAACGCUGCCUUGUUACUACACACAGUGCACAGAAUGACUUCCUGCAGCCUAUGAAGCGCACUGCGUGUGAGUCAGGACGCUGUUGUUGGGGUUCUGCUGAUCUCCGGUGCAGAGCAGUAAGUUUGUGUGCAGUGAUUAAAGAAGCAGAAGCAUGGCUGCCUCUCCCGGGGUGUCUGCGCUGUGCGAGAAUCCGGACGAGGUGUUUCUGGAUGUGUCCAAACUGCUGCUGACUUACGCGGAUAAUAUCCUGAGGAACCCAAAUGAAGAGAAGUACAGGUCCAUUCGUAUCGGAAACCCAACCUUCUCCACUAAACUCCUCCCUGUAAAAGGAGCAGUCGAGUGCUUGUUCGAAAUGGGCUUCGAGGAGGCUGAGACACACUUGGUGUUCCCGAGGUCAGCGUCUGUAGAUCAGCUGAGACGAGUGCGUGAGACGAUAGCUGCCGAGAGAGACCAGAGACUCGGAGUGGACCAGCACGCAUCCUGCUCGAGUACUUCUACCUCCACUUCCUCUCCUGCGCCGACUCCGACAGUGACAUUAGAACCUCAACGUCCCAUAGAACCGCCCUCGCCUGUGUUAGGCAGCAAGUCUUUCCUUGGGACGCUGCAGUCAAACUUUCAGCAUGUGAUGGUGUACGAGAAUCGUGAACUUCAGCAGAAAGCAUUGAGCUGUUUACCACGUGAGCAGCUCUGCUCCAGAGCUGAAGAACGACUGCAAAAGGCCAGAGAAGCAGACCCGGAGUGCGGUCUUGCUGAGGAGGACAUGCUGGUGCUGGAGCUGUUACAGUGGUUUAAGCAGGAUUUCUUCACCUGGGUGGACAAACUGCCUUGCAGCCGGUGCGGGGGUAGCACACACUCCUCCGGUUCCCUCCCACCCUCUACAGAUGACCUACGUUGGGAUGCUGGUCGUGUAGAGAACCACUACUGCGACGCCUGCAGCCUCACUACUAGGUUCCCAAGAUACAAUAACCCAGAGAAACUGCUGGAAACCAGGAGGGGACGCUGUGGAGAAUGGGCCAACUGCUUCACUCUGUGCUGCAGAGCGUUGGGGCUGGAGGCCAGGUACAUCUGGGACUCAACAGAUCACGUGUGGACGGAGGUGUACUCUCAGUCUCAGCGUCGCUGGCUGCAUUGUGAUCCCUGUGAAAACACAUGCGAUAAACCUCUGCUCUAUGAGAUGGGCUGGGGCAAGAAGCUGUCCUACAUCUUUGCUUUUUCAAAAGAUCAGGUGGUUGAUGUAACAUGGCGCUACUCCUGUAAGCAUCAGGAUGUUCUUUCUAGACGUACACAGGUUCAGGAAACAUGGCUGCUACACACCAUCAAUGGACUUAAUGCUGUGAGGCAGCAGCCACUGAGCGCUGAGAGGAAGCGGGAGCUGCUGGAGAGGUUGUUAGUAGAGCUGGUGGAGUUCAUUUCUCCUAAGAGCCCAAAGCCGGGAGAGAUGGGAGGCCGGAUAUCAGGGUCUCUCGCCUGGAGGGCUGCUCGUGGAGAGACCGGUGGUGGUGCUGCUGCUUCCGAAGGGAAAGCCACGGAGUUUGUGUUUAUCCCCACCGAGUCAGAGAAGUGUUCAAAGACUUUCCACCUACAAUACAACGUGGUCAAAGACUGUUACUGUCGAGUGCACAACAACCAAGAGAAGAUUCUGGGCUGGGAGAAGGGCGUGUGGAAGAAUGAGUGUGUGUUCAGGAAUGAAGAACAUGACUGGCAAAUGGUGUACCUCGCUCGAACAGAGGGCUCUUCCUUAGGCAGGCUGUGUUGGAGGAUUGUGUGCGCUCCUGUGGGGAUGACAAUUAAAUCAGUCUCGGUCAGAGCCGUCAGUCAAACCUUCCACUCUGGUGCUGUCCGCUGGAGAUUACGCUCUUCACAAUCCACCGUCGAGUUUCCUGGAGAUGGGAAAAUGCACUCGCCGAAAGGCCUCACAGGGUCUGGAGAAGUGGUGGUAGAAGCAGAGCUGACUGGAGGAGACGGACAGGCUGCUUGGCAACACGCCCAGCUGUUCAGACAGAGUUUAAAGGAUGCCGAGACGUCUUCGUUUGAGAUUCUUGUGGAAAUGGAAGAUGCUUGAUAAGAGUGUAGCAGCCUUGUACAGUGGUGCUUGAAAGCUUGUGAACCCUUUAGAAUGUUCUACAUUUCUGCAUAAAUAUGACCUAAAACAACAUCAGAUUUUCACACAACUCCUAAAAGUAGAUAAAGAGAACCCAGUUAAACAAAUGAGACAAAAAUAUAUUAUACUUGGUCAUUUAUUUAUUGAGGAAAAUGAUCCAAUAUUACAUAUCUGUGAGUGGCAAAAGUAGGUGAACCUUUGCUUUCAGUAUCUGGUGUGACCCCAUUGUGCAGCAAUAACUGCAACUAAACAUUUCCGGUAACUGUUGAUCAGUCCUGCACACCGGCUUGGAGGAAUUUUAGCCCAUUCCUCCGUACAGAACAGCUUCAACUCUGGGAUGUGCUUCGGGUCGUUGUCUUGCUGCAUGACCCACCUUCUCUUGAGAUUCAGUUCAUGGACAGAUGUCCUGACAUUUUCCUUUAGAAUUCGCUGGUAUAAUUCAGAAUUCAUUGUUCCAUCAAUGAUGGGAAGCCGUCCUGGCCCAGAUGCAGCAAAACAGGCCCAAACCAUGAUACUACCACCACCAUGUUUCACACAUGGGAUAAGGUUCUUAUGCUGGAAUGCAGUGUUUUUGCUUUCUCCAAACAUAACGCUUCUCAUUUAUACCAAAAAGUUCUAUUUUGGUCUCAUCCGUCCAUAAAACAUUUUUCCAAUGGCCUUCUGGCUUGUCCACGUGAUCUUUAGCAAACUGCAGACGAGCAGCAAUGUUCUUUUUGGAGAGCAGUGGCUUUCUCCUUGCAACCCUGCAAUGCAGACCAUUGUUGUUCAGUGUUCUCCGGAUGGUGGACUCAUGAACGUUAACAUUAGCCAAUGUGAGAGAGGCCUUCAGUUGCUUAGAAGUUACUCUGGGGUCCUUUGUGACCUCACCGACUAUUACACGCCUUGCUCUUGGAGUGAUCUUUGUUGGUCGACCACUCCUGGGGAGGGUAACAAUGGUCUUGAAUUUCCUCCAUUUGUACACAAUCUGUCUGACUGUGGAUUGGUGGAGUCCAAACUCUUUAGAGAUGGUUUUGUAUCCUUUUCCAGCCUGAUGAGCAUCAACAAUGCUUUUUCUGAGGUCCUCAGAAAUCUCCUUUGUUUGUGCCAUGAUACACUUCCACAAACGUGUUGUGAAGAUCAGACUUUGAUAGAUCCCUGUUCUUUAAAUAAAACAGCACUGCAAAAACGGCCCCUCUCAAAAUAAGCCAAAUAAUUCUGAAUCUAGCCAAAUUGUUUGUAUUGAGCAAAAACAAAAAAAGCUGCCAGUGGGGUAAGAAAAAUUUACUUGAUUAGAAUUCUUAAAACUAGCAAAAAAGUCUAGGCACUGAAUAUUCAAAAUGUCUUAUCACUAGACAGAAAUGCUAAAAUUGAAGCAAUCCGUGCUUACUUCAAGUAAUGAAAUCACACUUAAGACAGAAUUCCUUGAAAUGAGUAUUGUAGUCCCUAGUUGAGCGGAUUAUAAGAAUUCGUAUCUUUUUUAAAAAUGAGAACUAGCAAAUAAAAUCUUAAAAUGAGAUUUUUCUUCUUUUUAUUUAGCUAGCUGCAAGAAUUGAUGCAAGAUUAAAGACUAGCAAAAAAUCUUAAAAUAAGAGAAGUUCUUGAAAUCAGUGAUUUUUAUUUUUGCAUUCCGAAAUAAACAAACAGUACAAGAACAUCUGGCGAUUCUGACUGCCACUAGCAAGCACACUACUGACUAUGUACUAUAACAAAAGGAAAUGCAUAAAGAUAAGAAGAUGCAUUAUUUGUUUCACGUAAUGCUUAUAAAACACAGAAUAUGAGAUGAGAAAUAAAAGAAUAACAUGCAGGAUUUA